Molecule: messenger RNA, 4420 nt
Organism: Procambarus clarkii (red swamp crayfish)
Lineage: Eukaryota; Metazoa; Arthropoda; Malacostraca; Decapoda; Cambaridae
Cellular component (GO): nucleus
Molecular function (GO): DNA binding
Source: RefSeq, a predicted model, not a curated record
ACAUCCCAGCGUGUAGCAGACAUCCCAGCGUGUAGCAGACAUCCCAGCGUGUAGCAGACAUCCCAGCAUGUAGCAGACAUCCCAGCGUGUAGCGGGACAUCCCAGCGUGUAGCGGGACAUCCCAGCGUGUAGCAGACAUCCCAGCGUGUAGCAGACAUCCCAGCGUGUAGCAGACAUCCCAGCGUGUAGCAGGACAUCCCAGCGUGUAGCGGGACAUCCCAGCGUGGGAGCCUGGGACCUGGUAACGAGGCGAGGGUCGUGCGGAGGGUCCGCUGGUCAGGUCGUGGUGCUCACCAUACUACCAAUGAGCGGCAGGGGCGAUGAGUGGCCCCAGGGGCCCAGUGUUGAGGGCCAUGAGGGCCCGGGCCCCGACAAGAGGGCCCAGGGCAUCAACACCAGGUACAAGGGCACCAAGAGGGUAUCGGUGUACAAGACGUCCCCCAGGAAGACCCAUCUCACCCUCCCGGAGAAGCUGGAGAUCCUGAAGGAGGUGGAGUACCAGGUGAUGCCCUCCAAGGUCCAGGCCAUGAGCACUCAGAGGGACACACUGAUGGAGCUCUACCAGCAGGGGGGAGGCCCUAUGGCCCUGGAGGCGGCCAUAUACCGCUGGUACAGGUUCAGGGUCGACCAGGGCCUGCCGGUCUCCGGGGCCCUCCUCCUGCAGAGGGCCAGGCAGUGCCACCGGGAGAUGGAGCUGCCUUACCCCUGCGAGUACUCCAGGGGCUGGCUCCGGAGGUUCAGGGCUCGUCACGAGAUAUUCUACGGGGCGCUGGGGGAAAAAUCUGCCGGUGUGGAAUACUCUAACUGGGACAAAAAGAAGUCUGUAACAAUGGCUGACUAUGAAUCACCAAAUAGAAGUUGCAUGCUCUUGAAGCGGAAGAUGAACGAGCCCGAGAAUUUCCAGAAAAGAAUGAAAGUCUGUCAGUCUGUGGGAGUUGAUAUUUGCCAUUGCUUAGAAAGCUGCAUAGAUGAUGACAUGAUUGAAGUAAAAGAUGAACCAUUGGAUGAUGAAAUCAGUUCAUACGAUGUUGAUGGCUACCACGGUGCAUAUAUUGAAGGAGAGGAUGGUGUAGAACUCCCGCUUCACGUUGCCACUGCACAAUAUCCUGUCUCCAUUGCUAGCACGGAAGAUCUCGGCCCUAUUUCCAACACACAAUACCAGACUCCCACUCAAAAUGCAGAAUACCUUUUCCCCAUUGAAAAGACUAACUAUUUGACCUCCAUUGAUAACACACACUAUCACAUCCCCAUUUCCAGCACAAAGCACUCGACCCCUAAUGUUGACACACACAACCUACCCCUUAUUGGCAACUUAAAAGGCCCACCCCUCAUUUUAAACACAAAAUGCUCUUCCCCAGUUGUUAACACAGAACUCCAACCUUGCCUUGCAAAUGCCCCCAUUAAUAAUGCAAUUCCAUUCCCUGUUACCAUUACAAACAACCAACCCCCCAUUUUCAGAGCAAAAUAUCCCUCCUCCAUUGUCAGUACACUAGAAUCGCAACCCAUUGCCAACAUGAAAGGACUGGCUCUCAUUGAAAGCACAAAAGAUUCACCCUUCAUUGUCAGUGAUGACGUUCUGCCACCCAAUAUUGCCAACAGAAAAGACUCGGCCAACAGAAAAGACUCUGCCAACAGAAAAGACUCGGCCAACAGAAAAGACUCUGCCAACAGAAAAGACUCAGCCAACAGAAAAGACUCAGCCAACAGAAAAGACUCAGCCAACAGAAAAGACUCGGCCAACAGAAAAGACUCGGCCAACAGAAAAGACUCAACCAACAGAAAAGACUCGACCAACAGAAAAGACUCUGCCAACAGAAAAGACUUGGCCAACAGAAAAGACUCUGUUAACAUAGUCAAUGCAAAUGCCCAACCGUCAUUUGUAUACAAAAAAGAUCAAGCCACCAUUGUUAGUACACAAGACCCACCACCCAUUUCUAACACAAAAGGCCUACCACUUAUUUCUACCAUGAAAGACCCACCUCUCAUUUCCAACACAAAAGGCCCACCACUUAUUUCUAGCAAGAAAGACCCAACUCCCAUUUCUGACACAAAAGGCCUACCACUUAUUUCUACCAUGAAAGACCCACCUCUCAUUUCCGACACAAAAGGCCCAUCACCUAUUUCUAAUAGAAAAGACCCACCACCCAUUUUUGACACAAAAUUCCCACCACUUGUUUCUAACACAAAAGGCCCACCAUUUGCUUCUAAGACAAAAGGCCCUCCACUUGUUUCUAACACAAAAGGCCCUCCACUUGUUUCUAACACAAAAGGCCCUCCACUUGUUUCUAACACAAAAGACCCACCAUUUGCUUUUAAGACAAAAGGCCCUCCACUUGUUUCUAACACAAAAGGCCCUCCACUUGUUUCUAACACAAAAGGCCCUCCACUUGUUUCUAACACAAAAGGCCCUCCACUUGUUUUUAACACAAAAGGCCCUCCACUUGUUCCUAACACAAAAGACCCACCACUUGCUGCUAACACAAAAGGCCCUCCACUUGCUACUAACACAAAAGACCCACCACUUGCUACUAACACAAAAGACCCACCACUUGCUACUAACACAAAAGACCCACCACUUGCUACUAACACAAAAGACCCACCACUUGUUUUCAACACAAAAGACCCACCAGCUGUUUCCAGCACCAACCAUUUGACUUCCAUUGCCAUGAACACUAUGAACUUGUUGCUGGGCAAACAGAACAGCUCUUGCCAGGCUCGUGGGCAUCUGGUUGCAGAGGUAAGAACUACUCCAUCACGUACAGGACAUCAAAAGACAAAGAAAGCUACACCCCCAAGAGUGUCUGACUUAUUGUUUAGCGAACAUAUCAAGAAAUCGGAGAGUAAUUUCCCUAUUGCUUCCCUCCUGAAGGCCAAUGAGUCCACCAUUCACACUGUCAAGAAACAGGAAGAAUUGAUGAAUAACCCAAUAACUAAGACAAACCUCUCUGGUGAUACAAAAUCACUCGAGGAUGUAUGUUUCACAAAGAUGGAGAAUGCCCUCUACCUCAGUUCAAAAGAUAAUCGCAAGAAAAGCAUCCCCAUUGAUAAUACCGUGAUCCGGGAAAAGGCCACUCAGAUACAGGAAGAUGAUGAGCAGGAGGACGAUACCUCUUCUGGCACAUCAUUUUUGGCUUCAUCUGGUUGCCUGAAUCACUUUAAAAUACUUCAGAGGCUACGUACUGUGACACAGGAAUGUACCAGUGUUGACUAUACUGCAGCAUCGCCAUAUCCUGCUAAGUUUGCAAGGAUAAUCAAGGAUGGCGGCUAUUUGCCAGAGCAGGUGUUCAAUGCAGAUGAGACAAGUCUUCUCUGGAAGUGUCUUCCCCACAAAACCUUUCUGAUGAAGGAGGAAAAGGCUGUUUUAGGUUUCAAAGCCUCAAAAGACUGUCUGACUUUGCUCUUCUGUUGCAAUGCAGCUGGAGACUUCAAGCUGCCACCUGUGCUGGUGUACCGGUCGUACCAUCCUCCUGCGCUCAAGAAUGUCACCCGUCUGCCGGUGGUGUGGCGAGCUAACGGCAAGGCUCAGAUGACGUCCACAAUCUUUGCCGAUUGGUACCAACAUAAUUUCAUUCCGGCUGUGGACAAGUAUUUGAGGUUGAAAAACCUACCAAGCAAAGCCAUCUUGUUUGUUGAUAAUGCCUCCAGCCAUCCACAAACUCUUAAUGACAUCACUGACAGUGAUGGCUACCGCCUUGAGUUUUUUCCACCUAACACCAGUGCUCUGCUGCAGCCGCUCAACCAAGGAUUAAUGUUUCAAAUCAAGACACUGUAUACUAAGCAGGUUCUCUGGGAGAUGUUCCUCAACUCUGAAGGAGAGGGCAAGGGUAAAGAAGCUGUGAUUGAUUUCUGGAAAACAUUUAACAUCAGAAAUGCCAUCUCGAUUAUUAUUGACUCCUGGGAGAAGAUCACCUCCUCCCGUCUUAAUGAAGCAUGGGAGAACCUAUGGCCUGGAAUCAUGUCUCAGUUCCAUGGUUUUCCCAACACGCAGGUAGAGGUACGCAGCAUUGUGGAGAUUGCCAACGGCAUUCCUGGGGAAGGGUUUGGCGACCUGGUGGUUGAGGACAUCGUGGAAUAUCUGGAGAGUCACCGCAACAUUAUGACUCCAGAAGACGUCCUCGAGCUGACUGCCGAAGAGUCCGAUGAAGCACAGGAUGAUGGUGGUGAAGCUACUUCAAAUUCACAGAUGCCUUCAUCAUCAAUGAGUCAGUUUGUGAACUAUAUGAACUCUUGCAUUGAAAUUGCUGACAGUGACCCCAAUUUUAAGCGAGCAUCUGAGUUUGUCUGUCACAUCAGAAAAGCAUGUGAAGUUUAUGUGAAGUCCAUCCAUGCUCAUUCUAAAAACAAAAGUACAAUAUAGAUGAUUUUUAAGUAAGCCUAGUUUUUUGUAUGUUUUAUUGUAUCAAUAAAACUUUAUACUGUA